Molecule: messenger RNA, 4595 nt
Organism: Ixodes scapularis (black-legged tick)
Lineage: Eukaryota; Metazoa; Arthropoda; Arachnida; Ixodida; Ixodidae
Product: irregular chiasm C-roughest protein
Exons: 16
Coding region: 545-2833 (762 amino acids)
Biological process (GO): cell-cell adhesion
Cellular component (GO): cell-cell junction
Molecular function (GO): cell adhesion molecule binding
Source: RefSeq, a predicted model, not a curated record
AGAAAGAUCGCGCCGUUCCCAGCGGAAGGAGCCUCCGGUCUCCGGCCGCAGAGGAAUCUCGUCCUCUCCGCGAGCUUCUCCCGCUGCUGCUCUCGCGAGCGUGUCGUCGUGCUCUCUCCGAGUUGCGCCGCAUCUUCCCGUCGCCGGCAUCUCUUCUCCUCCGCUCUCCGCUGUUGUGGUGUGUCGUGCUCUCCGAAAACUUCGGCGCCGGACCCUCGAUCGCUCCCCCCCUCCUCGUUAUUUGUCGUGUCCUCGUCCCCCGCUCUACUUCCUACGCCCGGCGCGUUUCCCCGCUGCUCUUUGGAUUAUCGGGAGCCUGGUCCGUCGGUCGGCGCUGCUUUUGACUCCGUGUCUCGUCUCCUCGAACUCAACCGCUGGAUGGAGCUGUGUCGGAGGAGGAGGUGCCGCCGCUCCUGAGUUAUGGAGCCUUGUCCCAGCCCACACCCUUUUAUGAGUCCGUGCCCUGCUGAGUCCUCGGAGUGCUUGGUAUCCGUCUUCUGAAGAGGGCAAGGGACACGCGGCCGUCUUCUGAGCGGCGUCGUUGAUGGAGCCGGACAUGAGGCACCCUCCGCGAUGGAGGAACUCCUUAAGAAAGCUACCGAGGUCUUUGUUCUUCGCCCGGAUCCUGGCUUUCUUCUUCCUCCUACAAGUUUCGUCAUGUCAAAGCACGCAUGCGAGUCCGCGCCCACAGCAGCGGUUCGCCAUCGAGCCCACAGACCGGUCAGCCAUCCUGGGUGACACUAUUGUCCUGGCGUGUCGGGUGAUCAACAAAGCCGGCACGCUACAGUGGACCAAGGAUGGCUUCGGCCUGGGCAGUGAUCGCGACCUCUCGGGUUUUCCAAGGUACUCUAUGGUUGGAAGCGACGACGAAGGUGACUUCUCGCUUCAGAUCGGUAGCGUAAGCCUGGAAGACGAUGCCACAUUUCAGUGCCAAGUGGGCGCCGUUGACGGCGUCAAAGGAAUCAGGUCAAGGAGUGCACCGCUGACUGUAUUCGUUCCACCGGAGCCUCCAAAGAUAGUGCAAGGAGAGUUCCUGAAGACGACGGCCGGCAUGACCGUCGAACUCACGUGCGAGUCGCACGCUGGAAAGCCACCGGCCGAGUUGACAUGGCUGGACGGCAGCGGCAACGUGGUGAGCAGCGGCGUGGAGUACAAGACGGAGCUGCUCUCGGACGGCAAGAGGGCUAACGCUGCUCUCACCUGGACCCUGAGCCCGAGUCGCGAGCACGACGGCAAGACCUUCGUCUGCCGCUCCGAAAACAAGGCACUCAAGCAGCCGAUGCUCGCCACCAUCCGCAUGGAAGUAAAAUACCCCCCGGACAUCACGCUGACCGUGGAGUCUGACAAAAUAUCCGAGUUCGAUGACGUACGGUUUCACUGCCAAGCCGUCGCCAACCCUUCGGACAUCGUGUACAAGUGGUACAGAAACGACGAGAUCAUCGCAGGAGACCACACGACGGAACUGGUGCUGCCGCGGGUUACGCGAAACUUCAACGGAGACACGAUCACCUGCGAGGCCCGGAAUGAUGUCGGCACGACCAAGUCAACCCACACGCUCAACAUUCACUAUCGGCCGGCGUUCAAGAAGCCCGAGGAGACGGUUGCGGCCGAGGAAGGCACCGAGGUGACGCUGCACUGCGAGGUGGACUCCAACCCGAAGCCGGACAUCGUCUGGCACCACGAGGGCUCCGAGCGCGUGCUGGGCAAACAGGCCACGCUCGUCAUCCCGGCCAUGCGCUCGCACGACGCCGGACGCUACUCGUGCCGGGCCACGGUGCCGGGCUUCCCUGAGAUCACCCAGGACGUGCACGUCUACGUCAAAGGUCCUCCGAAGGUCAAGAGCCCGACGACCCAGUACGGCGUGGAAGGCGAGGAGGUCCGGGUUGAGUGCGUCAUCACAUCUGUGCCGCCACCGACCCGUGUGGCCUGGUCUAGAAACACCCAGCUUGUAGACAUUGACAACAACCAGGGAUACGAGAUCAUCAAAGAGCCACUCUCAAAUGGGCUUCGCAACUUAUUGAUCAUUCAUAAUGCUGAAGAGGACGACUUUGGACAGUACAACUGUUCAGUUUGGAAUCCGUUUGGUUACGAUACCCGACUCAUUACAGUCCGCAAACAAAAAAAUCUGCCUAUGCUGAUCAUCCUGGCCGGGGUCAUCGGAGGUAUUGUGCUUGUUGUUACCGUGACCAUCUCUAUUAUCCUCUGCUUGCGAAAGAAGAACAUCGUUAAAGAUGACGACUUCAACUCGGAAAAGAAGGGAAAGCAGUCGGACUCUGCCUCAUCGGGAGACUCUGACAUCAAGGUAGAGAUCCGGACGGCAUCAUCUUUGUCCAACAAUGAGCAAGACCGCAAUUGGGAGGACAAUAGUGAAUCAGCACGAGCGCACGAGGCUCAAGAUAUCUACAAGUAUGCGAACAACACCGGCGACUACACAGACACUGCAUUUCCUCCAAAAGCCGAAUCGCAGAAUAACAAUGGCUACAUCCCAUAUGUGGACUACGCCAGGGACUACAACCCACCAGCGCCGUCGUUGCAACUCAAUGCGAGCAGGGACAGUGGCCUGUAUGGGAGCUCUCCACAGUCGCUCAAUGACCUGGGACAGGGUAUUGACCCCAGGUUCCGGGCAGGCUAUGCCAACCCCUACCUCCGGACGUCCCAGUCCACCCUCCCACCACCUCAAGGGGUCUACGUGAGCCCCAGGGCUGCAGUAGCUGCUGUACCAGCCGUCAACUCUGUGUUGCCGGGAGCAUCUUCGGCCACACUGCCCCAGAACAGGUAUAUCACAUCACAGCAAAGUCACCUCAAGCCAGGAACGCUAGCCACCCAUGUAUGAUGGCGGGAGACGCCAAUGUAAAUAGGACUUUGGAAGGCUGUUCCAACAAAUGGAAGCAGUGAAGUCUCCCAUCCAGACAAGCUGCACACAGGGUGACAAAGCAUAUUUGCCGUCGAAGUCGGCAAUGAACAGUGGUGCAAGCCCCGAUGGUGUUGUAGGCUGUGACUGUGGUCGUCUUGCCUUCGGGCGGCGUUUUAAGUCAGGAACCAAAGAGUUUUUUCGGUUGAUAGUAUGUAACUAUAUGUGUGUAUGUUUGUGUAUGCAUGUGUAAGUGUGUGAAUUUUUUGCUUAAUGUAGGAGGGUGAGACAUGUUAUUUAUUGAUGAGAGCUACAUAAUUUCUUGUUUGUAACUGACAUUUCCUUGAGUUGCUCUUUCUACUGAUGUAUGGAAUAAUUGGAUCAUGCUUUACAGAAAAGUAUCCCUCAACCCUCAAUUCAUUUUGUGCAUUGUAAUUUAUCAGUUAAAUUUUCUUGUUCUACUGACCCGUAUUCUUUUAGAUCUUUAAACGUAAAUGUUUAAGACAUAGACCUUUUGCUUGCAUUUUUCCCACUUGAAGUCACUAGAGGCCAUGGUUUUUUAGCAUAAAAGAGAAUUAACAUGUUCAUCCAGUAGUGUUGCUCACUCAACACGCAAUAAGAUACAUUGCACACAAGUGAUUUGUGCCAUAUAGGAGGGGAAUCCUAGUGCAAUACAUGUUGAAAGCCAGCUAUAGUGCAAUGUGUCAGCUGGUAUCUCCAAAUUUAUGAUGUAGUGUUUUUCUUUUAGUUGUCACCCAGCACCAUUGCACACAUACGCUUACAUGGUCGUUUAAAAUUCUACAAGCAGUUUUAAGGUGUAUAGCAAUAAAUGGAAACAUCCUCCAGUGCAGUGCUGAACUCAAAAUAUGUAUUCUGUAAAUUGUUCCUGGACUUGAAAUAUUUUGCCUUAUUUGGUAACUGUAACCAUGCCUGCUGAUGUGAACAUCUGAAUUCACUAAAUUGAUAAAUAUGCUGGCCUCUGCUGCAGGAAAUCAGCUAAAGGCAAGUUUGUGUCAAUAAUGUAAAUGCUCAGUUUCUUCAAAUACAACAAGUGGCCUUCUAGACAAGAUGCGGGCAUAUUGUGCCAAUCGCAACCGCUUGUCAUUUUACAGUGUAUAAAGUAUCAAUGAUGAGCACCAGAGGCAACUGAUAAAUUGUGUUCUGCAGUUUUGUGUGUGUAUGUAUGCUCGUGUGUCUGCCUAUUCAUUGCGAGGUCUUGUCUUCUAUGCAAGCAUUGUCCCCCUUGAAACACUUCAACUUCAGCUUGCAGACUUUGAAUUCUACUUGCAUAGCAUUGUGAUUCAUCAUGCUUUGGAGGAAGUCGACGUAUGUGCAACUUGUUUUCGGCAACAACACGGAUCAACUAGUGUCUGUGCUCAGUGAUUGUGAACAGUGCUUCUGGGGAAGAUCACCUUUGGUGCUAAGCAGCCCCACUCAGCAACCUCGGCCAUCAAAUUUCAUUUUCACUUCGUUUGUGCUGUUGUGUUUGUGCUGAUGUGCAUGUUGCUGUGUGCUUACUUUUUAUAUUUUUGCCGCUUGGACAGACAUUUUAGCAGUGGCUACUUCACUGUACAUAAAGCACUUUCCAGCGUAAAGACAAAUCGUGCUAUAUAUAAACUUUGUGUCAUAUAAAUUUUCUAUUCUUGUUUUAGUUUCGCAUCUGUACAGGAUCAGCAGAGAAGAAUUGCUCACUCUAUGAAACCAAACAUUGUGUGUAUUGAUAAAAUAUGCUGGUUUAAAUAGA